AAACAGUAGAAGGUCCUGGUCAAGAAUAAAUUUAGGGCUUCUCUCUUUUCUAUUUUUUUUUUUUUUUCAGCUUUUUGUUUUUUCUUACUUUAGUCUCUCUUAUUUAUUUAGUUUCCCUCAUGUUGUUCUGAAAGCCCAUGGCAUGUUUAGACAUGUAUAAUUCCGAGCACAAGGGUCACUAUGCUCCCAUGAGCCCAAGAAUCUCUUUCUCAAAUGAUUUUGUUGAUGCCCAACAAGCUAUUAGGCAAGAAAUUAUUAGAAGCUCCAGAGAAACAGCACCAGUUUCAUCAGACUUUGAAUUCUCAGUGACAAAUUCUUCAAUGAUGAGCGGGGCCGAUGAGCUUUUCUUCAAAGGAAGGCUGUUGCCGUUUAAGGAUAAUUAUAGUAAUAAUAACCAGAUGCAGAAAACGACCACUUUGAGAGAUGAACUUCUUGUUGAAGACGAUAAUGAUCAUGCUGACGUGUCAUUGAGGCCACCAAAAGGGUCUAUGAAGUGGAAAGGGCUUCUGGGUCUGAAGAGAAGUAACCACAUUGGGUCUAAGAAAGCUGAAAAGAGUAGUGAUGGCUCCUCUUUAGAUGGAAGAAGGUCUGGUUUGGUGCAUGAACAUGCGCAUGGUAGCAAGACCUCACAGGAGCUGUUGAAUGAAGGAGGGUCUAGUAGCAGAGACGUGGAGAUUGGAUUAUAGUUUGCCUCGUUGGGUGGUCGUUGGGGGUUUAAUGAUUGGUAGAGGCGUGGGACUUUUUACUUUUUAUUUUUAUUUUUUUCUUUUGUAAGAGAAAAAUUGGCGGUGAUAGUUCUUUUUAGUUUAAAUCAGAAGUUUUUGGGUAGUUUAGAGUUGGUGAAAUGUGUUAGCAGGUGGGGGGAUUUUAACUUGUAAUAUUUUUCCUGUGUAUUAUUUCGGUAUUAAAAUCAGAGAGAGUAUCACCGUUUCUGAUUAAUUUGUUUUGAUUCUCAGAAGGUUUCGUCUUUAUUUUUUGGCUGUUCAGUGUACAAAAAUAUAUUUGCAGUUGAACAA
Ziziphus jujuba (common jujube) is the source of this 1016-nucleotide messenger RNA. RefSeq lists its product as uncharacterized. The transcript is spliced from 2 exons. The record is from RefSeq and is a predicted model, not a curated record. The coding region runs from base 138 to 686 and encodes 182 amino acids. NCBI's taxonomy places the organism in Eukaryota, Viridiplantae, Streptophyta, Magnoliopsida, Rosales, Rhamnaceae.